AUGGCUGCUGCAACACGAACACUUUCCCGUGUAGCAACGCCAGUGGCACGUUGUCUGGAAGCGAACGGCGUACGUUCAGCAGCACGGGCAAUCCAGCAUCGCGAGUAUACAUCAAUCGAACACGGCGAUAAAGUUAAUAAUAAAAGUCCGGGGACGAAGUUCGAUGAGAAAGAUUUGUAUCGUACAUUCAAAGGACCACUUGGUUAUGAGAAAGCCAGCAGCACCGGCAUACUCUGGGAAAUGGUGGCAGAUUGCAUGAAACCAUGGCUGUGGGGUCAUAAAAUACAGGCUGCUGUGGAACUUGUACAGUAUGCAGCUAGAUGUGCAUUGAAUCAGGCACUAUCACGUCCGUAUAAAAACGAAACCAAAGUGGAGAAGCUACCAGAAGGAUUCGAAAAACUCAAACAUUUCUGCGGUAUGACAAUGAAGAUUGAGAAUCGCGAUGGCUAUGAAGAGCGACAAGAUAAUGUCCGUCCAAUGUAA
Gongylonema pulchrum is the source of this 483-nucleotide messenger RNA. NCBI's taxonomy places the organism in Eukaryota, Metazoa, Nematoda, Chromadorea, Rhabditida, Gongylonematidae. The record is from the annotation of a GenBank genome assembly.